CCUCAGCACCACCACCAGCCAUGCGCCAAAUCAUCUAAGCACGGCUGCGCGCGUUUACAGCCCACCGAGGAAGACGAACGCGCGGCAGUCGCUUGGACCCAUCCCUCGCAGGUUAUCCUUGAGAGACCUCGCGAUUUGCCUCUUUGUUUUAUUUAAUUUUUUGCAAUUCAAGAAAUCCAGUCAGUCUAUUGCCUUGGAUGCAGCUACGACGACGAUGCGGCGGAGUUGCAACUGAGAAAUCUCCCUCCUCCUCCGUUUUUACCGGUUCUUUUUGAGGGGGUAAAAAGAGACAUUUUUACAGCAUCAACAAUGAAGCUAAAACCGAACCAGACUAGGACCUACGACGGAGAGGGGUUCAAGAAGCGAGCGGCGUGUCUGUGCUUCAAAAAUGAACGCGAGGAAGAGGUAUUACUGGUGAGCAGUAGUCGGCACCCAGACCAGUGGAUCGUCCCCGGGGGAGGGAUGGAGCCCGAGGAGGAGCCGUGUGGAGCCGCUGUCAGAGAAGUGUUUGAGGAGGCUGGUGUAAGGGGAAAACUGGGGCGUUUGCUUGGUGUAUUUGAGCAAAACCAGGAUCGUAAACACAGAACAUAUGUGUACGUGUUGACUGUCACAGAGACACUAGAGGCCUGGGAGGACAGUGUCAACAUAGGCCGUAAGCGGGAGUGGUUCACUGUGGAUGAGGCCAUCAAAGUCCUGCAGAGCCACAAACCAGUGCACGCCGAGUACCUGCGCAGACUUCAGCUCAACUGCUCCUCCACAAACGGAAACUCCAUUCUGCCCAGCCCCCAGGCAAAUGACAACUACCCUCACUUCAGCGCUACCACCACAGCGUCCACAGGGGGUGUCCUCACCUCCUCACGCAGAUAGGACUAAAGUGAUAAGGGAGAUUAACUGUCAAUGGACCGUGCACAAACCUCCACCUGUACAGCCACCUGCAUGAAGAGACUGAUGAGAUAUUUGUUCAUUUGUAGGAUAUUUUUGGGACAGACCAAAGUCAUUACUCCCACUGGUGUACAGGAAUGAGGGGAGGAAAAAGUGGUUUUGCUGUAUGCUUUUUCACUUUUGAACAAAUCUGUACUGUUAAGUGGAGUUUUGGGAAGAAUAACCUGCUGAUUUCAAGAUAAACUUGAAGGAAUGCCUUACAGAAAACUUGUGUGAAUGUUAUAUUUGACAAAAACAUUUUAUUUUUGCUUAAGGGGAGAUGACUUAGAUUCCCAUCAAAAGGGUACUGACCCAAGAAUGUGUUCAUAUUUUGUGUCUUAUUCAUAAAUUGAAAAAGUCUAUUGGGCAAGACAGUACAGUAUUAUAUAACUUUUUCACUUAUUCUUAAUCUAUUUACACCAAGUUCCACCACAAGUAACCUUUGUAAUGGUUCACUUUUGGCAUCAUGAACUGAAAUAACCCAAAGUUUUAAGAUUUCACCAGGUAACCAGGACUAGAGUAGAACUAAAACUAGUACUAUAUAGCUAUUAGUUCAGAACCAAAAAUGUUUGACUAGCUGUAAUUGGGGACGACACAAACACUAAAACAGGACAAAAAUAGAUCUAACCGCAUUCACAGCUUGAAACAUUGAAUAGAAGACAUCCAUACCAUCAUUUUCAGUAUAUUUUCCAUUUCCAAUGGCCAUAUUUCAUAUCAUGCAGCAAAUUUAUGACUUUUUGACGUUUAAAAUGUUCUUAAAAUGUUGUGUGUUUAAAAAUGUAUUUCUUAUCCGAUUAAAUUUUCUGUUUUAUAUAUGGGAAAAGGUACAGUGUCAGACUGUGUGGCUACCUCAGAAACUUUAACUGGAAAUGUCAUGCUGCUGUUUUGGUCUAGUCUGACAUAGUUGGGUAAUGGUUAAAAUUCAGCUUAGGCAUUGACAGUGAACUAACCUUGGCAUACCGACCAUCUUGUUGUCCAUUUACAAGUGCAUACCUUUCAUCACAGUGUCCCAUAUUGUCAAAGGUGUAUUUAACAGUGCAAAUUACAGUGUGCCGUAUUUAGAAUAUGCUUUCUUUAAGCUGGUGCAAAUUCCACCAUAUACCAUUUGACUUCUAUUUGUCUAAAUGGGUUGUGUUUAUAAUCUGGACUCUCAUGAUGGAAUGUCAGGUGAAAACAUGAAAGUUAAACCAAUUAUAUAUUUUUUAAAAAAUGCUCAAAUUGAGAACUUCAUUGACUGAAGUGGAGCUAUAGCAUCCUAAUGCUCAGUAUUUACAUAAAGUUGACAAAGAAGACUUCAGUUUUAAACUAUAAGACUCAAGGAAUGCUGAAGACGAAGAAUAUACAAUUAAAACGUCUACAUUUUGAUUAAAUAUUUCUUUCCCCAUAUUUUUCCUUUACCUCCAUGCUGCUGAGUAACACUUUUUUUUCACCCUAAAAAGAAUCUAUACAUUUGAGUUUGAGUUACGGCUGAAAUCACUUAUUUGCUCCUCUGUUAACAGCUGAAUGGUGAGAAGUAAAGAAUAAAAUUGUAUAUAGUUUUAGAAGACAGUGAAUUGUGUUUUUAACCUUGAAUGAACAUGUACAAAUGUAUGAAAAUAUUUUAUAAUUUUUUAAACAAUGUAAAAAUUACACAAACUAUCGCAAGAUAUGUACAGGAUUUUUGUUUGAAACUAUGUGCCACAAGUUUAAGCUUUGAAGGCUGGUUUGCUAAGUAUUUAAGAUUGACUAUAGACAAUGUGUUAUAUUUCUGGUUUAAAUGAUGGAUUAAAGAUAGUUGGUUGGCUUAAAGGUGCACUGUGUAACUUCUAAGGUCGAGGGUUUGCUACUUGGUUGUGUCCGUGGAGAUGUUAUUUAUUUGCCUGAAAUGUUCCACAGUAGGACAUUAAACAUAUCUCCCUCACACAAUAACAGAUGUUUUAUAGCUCAAAAAUACCUUAAACAUGAAUUUGUACCAUGUGCAGGCUUGCUUCUCCAUAGAUCUGACUAUUAACCUGUCUCCAUUGUGAUUACAAAGUUUAUUUUCAUACUUUGGGAGAAGCAAGGCAAAAUAUCUCCAUGGAGAUGAGCAGGUAGCAGACCCUCCACCAGAAAGGUUACACAAUGCACCUAUUAAUGAAGAAAAAGGUGUACAUAUAAACAAUGUUGUAGUUAUAGUAAAAUUGGACCAUACACCAAAAGAUACAUAUUUUUGACUUAUAGGGGUAAAAUAAACACAAUAAUAUGGUCACAUAUUUUGUAUUACUAAAAUAACACCAGGCCUUCGUGCAUCUGAAUAUAAAUGUGCCAAAAGUGUGAGACAAGUUGAAACUAAUUAACAUGUUUAGACUUGCUUUACAUGAUAUCUCUUUGCAAAUAGUUAAUAAUCAUUGGUGAAGUAUUGUUGAAAUAUGUAGAAAUUAGGUCCUUUUAUAUCUAACUCAGUAUCUGCAGAAAAAAUAACUUUUGUCUACCUUUUGUAGCUGUGAAAUAUGCUGUAAUGAAAAAAAUAUUUGAAAAGCAAGACGCCAGAAAAUAACUUAAAAAUUAAUGUGCCCAAAGGAUUGUUGGACAGUUUUGAAUGUUUUCUGAACGUGGUGUAACAUCUCAAGCCAAUUUUGUCUCAAAUUUGGUGAAAAAAAAGAAACUGCUUGAUUGUUUUGAAAGUGGUUUGGAUACCUGAACUGGAAACAAUUGUUUUUAUGAAAAAAGAUUCAUUAAAAAUACUUCUAAUA
Boleophthalmus pectinirostris (great blue-spotted mudskipper) is the source of this 3632-nucleotide messenger RNA. RefSeq names its product diphosphoinositol polyphosphate phosphohydrolase 3-beta-like. The transcript has 5 exons. Gene Ontology annotation, biological process: diadenosine hexaphosphate catabolic process; diadenosine pentaphosphate catabolic process; diphosphoinositol polyphosphate metabolic process. Gene Ontology annotation, molecular function: bis(5'-adenosyl)-pentaphosphatase activity; bis(5'-adenosyl)-hexaphosphatase activity; diphosphoinositol-polyphosphate diphosphatase activity. Bases 310 to 867 code for a protein of 185 amino acids. Gene Ontology annotation, cellular component: nucleus; cytoplasm. Lineage: Eukaryota; Metazoa; Chordata; Actinopteri; Gobiiformes; Gobiidae. The record is from RefSeq and is a predicted model, not a curated record.